AUGGAGUCCAAGGUAAUUCAUACAACGGAGUACAAUCCAACGGCUGAAGAAGACCAAGAUCAAUCCAUCAUCAGAAGAAUCCAACGGCUCACCUUGCAUCUCAACCCAACGCUACCCAGUCGUCAGCUUGACCACCUUCAGUUGCUAACGUGCUCGGCGCGUGCGAAGAUUAGCGUGAACGCCCAACAGCUCUCGGACUACAUGAGAGGGAAACAUAGGGACAUACAAGAAAGAGUGUUCGAGUACUUCAAUUCGAGGCCUGAUCUUCAAACCCCAAUUGAGAUAAGUAAAGAUGAGCACAGAGAGCUCUGUCUGAGGCAGCUUUUGGGUUUGGUGAGAGAGGCCGGGAUUAGACCUUUUAGGUAUGUGGUUGAAGACCCAGAAAAGUACUUUGCAAUUGCCGAAGCUGUUGGGAGUGUUGAUAUGUCGUUGGGGAUCAAGAUGGGUGUGCAAUACAGUCUUUGGGGAGGCUCUGUGCUCAACUUGGGAACUAAAAAACAUAGGGAUAAGUACUUUGAUGGUAUUGAAAAUAUGGAGUAUCUGGGUUGUUUUGCUAUGACAGAACUCCAUCAUGGCUCAAAUGUUCAGGGCCUGCAGACUGUUGCUACAUUUGAUCCACUUACAGAUGAAUUCGUCAUCAAUACACCCAAUGAUGGUGCUAUUAAAUGGUGGAUUGGCAAUGCUGCAGUGCACGGCAAGUUUGCUACAGUUUUUGCCAAGUUGAUGUUACCAACUCAUGAUCCAAAAGGUGAUUCUGAUAUGGGCGUUCAUGCCUUCAUUGUUCCAAUAAGGGACUUGAGAACUCACAAAACACUUCCAGGGAUUGAAAUACAAGACUGUGGUCACAAAGUUGGCCUAAAUGGAGUGGAUAAUGGAGCAUUGAGAUUCCGCUCUGUAAGAAUUCCGCGUGAUAACCUUCUUAAUCGAUUUGGAGAUGUCUCACGCGAGGGGAUAUAUACAAGCAGCCUUCCAUCUAUAAACAAGCGUUUUGCUGCCACCCUAGGGGAACUUGUAGGAGGAAGGGUUGUCCUUGCACAUUCUUCAGUUGGUGUCCUCAAGAUUGCUGUCACUAUUGCUACAAGAUAUUCUCUACUCCGCCAGCAAUUUGGUCCUCCCAAGCAGCCUGAGAUCAGUAUCCUUGAUUACCAGUCUCAUCAGCACAAGCUCAUGCCUAUGCUGGCAUCAGUUUAUGCAUUCCAUUUUGCUACACUGAAUUUGGUGGAGAAAUAUUCUGAGAUGAAGAAGUGUCACGAUGAACAAUUGAUGGGGGAUGUACAUGCACUGUCUGCUGGGCUCAAGGCUUACGUGACUUCUUAUACCGCAAAGUCAUUGAGCAUUUGCAGGGAAUCUUGUGGAGGACAUGGUUAUGCUGCUGUCAAUCGGUUUGGCAGUUUGAGGAAUGAUCAUGACAUCUUUCAGACAUUUGAAGGGGACAACACUGUGCUUCUACAGCAGGUUGCAGCGGACCUCCUGAAGCAGUACAAGGAGAAGUUUCAAGGUGGGACACUUGCUGUCACAUGGAACUACUUGAGGGAAUCCAUGAAUACUUACCUCUCUCAGCCAAACCCAGUAACUGCUAGGUGGGAAGGUGAAGACCAUUUGCGAAAUCCUAAAUUCCAGUUGGAUGCCUUCAGGUAUCGUACUUCUAGAUUGCUUCAAAGUGUUGUCAUUCGUCUGCGGAAGCACUCAAAGACACUUGGGAGUUUUGGUGCUUGGAAUAGGUGUUUAAAUCACCUUUUGACGCUCGCAGAGUCCCACAUUGAGUCUGUCAUUCUCGCAAAAUUCAUUGAUGCCGUACGGAGUUGCCCUGAUGCAAGUUCUCGAGCUGCUCUGAAACUUGUCUGUGAUCUUUAUGCUUUGGAUCGAAUCUGGAAUGACAUAGGAACCUAUCGCAAUGUGGACUAUGUGGCCCCUAACAAAGCUAAGGCAAUUCACAAGUUGACAGAAUACCUGAGUUUUCAGGUGAGGAAUAUUGCCAGGGAAUUAGUAGAUGCUUUUGAUCUUCCGGAUUAUGUAACCCGGGCUCCAAUUGGAAUGCAGUCUCCUGCAGAAGCUUACACACACUACACCCAUUAUGUUGGAUUCUAGUUCCGACCUAGUUGUAAAUGUAACAAAUUUGUUGGUUUAUUCAUACUACAUCCACUAUGUUGGAUUCUAAUUCCAAAGAAAUCACAGAAUAGCCUCAGAUGUAAUUGUAACAAGAAUUGUUGGCAAGGGGUGG
Messenger RNA from Ilex paraguariensis (yerba mate), 2221 nucleotides. NCBI's taxonomy places the organism in Eukaryota, Viridiplantae, Streptophyta, Magnoliopsida, Aquifoliales, Aquifoliaceae. The record is from the annotation of a GenBank genome assembly.